CUAGAAACUGAGAGUGAGUGAAAAAGAAAAGAUUACGAGAAAAUGCCGCCGAAGUUAGACCCGUCUCAGAUCGUGGACGUCUACGUCCGAGUAACCGGAGGUGAGGUCGGAGCAGCGUCAUCACUCGCUCCAAAGAUCGGUCCACUCGGUCUCGCGCCAAAGAAGAUAGGAGAAGACAUAGCAAAAGAGACAGCUAAAGAAUGGAAAGGCUUAAGAGUCACAGUGAAGCUAACGGUCCAGAACCGUCAAGCUAAGGUCACAGUGGUUCCUUCAGCAGCGGCUUUGGUAAUCAAGGCGUUAAAGGAGCCAGAGAGAGAUAGGAAAAAGGUGAAGAACAUUAAACAUAAUGGGAACAUUUCGUUUGAUGAUGUGAUUGAGAUUGCUAAAAUCAUGAGGCCUAGAUCUAUUGCUAAGGAAUUGAGUGGAACUGUGAAGGAGAUUUUGGGAACUUGUGUGUCUGUUGGUUGUACUGUUGAUGGUAAAGAUCCUAAGGAUCUUCAGGAAGAGAUCAACAGUGGUGACAUUGAUGUUCCUAAUGAGUGAUUUUAAGGUUUUUUUUUUUUUGAGGAUUUUUGCGGUUUAGUAUAAUACUACUAUAUUGCAGUAUUGAGAAUUCUGAAAGAUUGAUUUGUGGCUUUUGCACAUUUGAGAAUCCUUUCUUGGGAUAUAUUAUAUUAGAAUGCUUUCAUUUCUUUAAUCUAUCAGUUUUGUUUUUGAAUGUUCAAAGAUGAUACUCAGUAACAUGAUUGAGUGGUUGUAAUGUGAUUUGAUUGGUAUU
Messenger RNA from Camelina sativa (false flax), 778 nucleotides. RefSeq names its product large ribosomal subunit protein uL11x. The record is from RefSeq and is a predicted model, not a curated record. Gene Ontology annotation, cellular component: cytosolic large ribosomal subunit; ribosome. Lineage: Eukaryota; Viridiplantae; Streptophyta; Magnoliopsida; Brassicales; Brassicaceae. Gene Ontology annotation, molecular function: structural constituent of ribosome; large ribosomal subunit rRNA binding. Gene Ontology annotation, biological process: translation.